Molecule: messenger RNA, 484 nt
Organism: Eufriesea mexicana
Lineage: Eukaryota; Metazoa; Arthropoda; Insecta; Hymenoptera; Apidae
Gene: RpL35
Product: ribosomal protein L35
Exons: 3
Coding region: 65-436 (123 amino acids)
Biological process (GO): maturation of LSU-rRNA from tricistronic rRNA transcript (SSU-rRNA, 5.8S rRNA, LSU-rRNA); translation
Cellular component (GO): cytosolic large ribosomal subunit; ribosome
Molecular function (GO): structural constituent of ribosome; mRNA binding
Source: RefSeq, a predicted model, not a curated record
UAUUUCGUUGGUUUGUGUUUUUCUUUCCUAUUUCCCUUUUAACGUUCAAGAGAAUACGUGCAAGAUGGGUAAGGUUAAGUGUACUGAUCUGAGGACAAAAGAUAAAAAUGAACUGCUCAAGCAGUUGGAAGAGCUCAAAACUGAGUUGACAAAUCUUCAAGUAUCAAAAGUUACUGGUGGUGCUGCUUCGAAACUUUCGAAAAUACGUGUGGUUAGAAAGGCAAUAGCUAGGGUAUACAUUAUUAUGCACCAGAAACAGAAAGAAAAUCUGCGUUUGUUGUACAAAAACCACAAGUAUAAACCUCUGGAUUUGAGGCCAAAAAAAACCAGAGCUAUUAGAAGAGCACUAACUCCUUAUCAAGCCAACAGAAAAACUCCAAAAGAAAUACGUAAACGAUCUGCCUUUCCACCAAGGAAGUAUGCUUUAAAGGUGUAAUUUGCAAGGUACUAACAGAAAAAAUAAAGGCUUUUUAAAAAUUCAAAA